Molecule: messenger RNA, 416 nt
Organism: Xylona heveae TC161
Lineage: Eukaryota; Fungi; Ascomycota; Xylonomycetes; Xylonales; Xylonaceae
Exons: 1
Coding region: 104-343 (79 amino acids)
Source: RefSeq, a predicted model, not a curated record
AAAUGCAUAGGUUUAAUUGCCGAGAAAUCAAAUAUCACCAUUCCAAAGCUUGACUUGGCUGCUUCACGACACAACCGACACAGCUUGUAGGGAGGCACCGACCAUGCGAAUAACGGUUUCAGAGGAAUUUCAUUUCUUGUUUCUUCUUAUUUCUUACGGAAUCUCCAGCUCUACCUAUAUUCGUGGGUUUAAAAUGCUAUCGGGGCCCUGGCCAUGCUACAUGCAAUUUAUUCCUCAAACAUCACAGCGUUCUGAUGCGCAUAUUAAAACGCAGAUGAUUCAAACGUCUCCCAAUGUCGACAACAGUUGGUUAAAUGGAAUGCGAUCCUUAGCAGCGAGAUAGAGCGUCAAAACAUCUUAUAACGCCUGCAAAAUGAGAGCCCUAGAAAGGAAAAUGCGAGACCUCUGGAAAUCUC